This is a messenger RNA of Solenopsis invicta (red fire ant), 1141 nucleotides long. Its product is annotated as cytochrome c oxidase subunit 7A1, mitochondrial. NCBI's taxonomy places the organism in Eukaryota, Metazoa, Arthropoda, Insecta, Hymenoptera, Formicidae. Gene Ontology annotation, biological process: mitochondrial electron transport, cytochrome c to oxygen. The transcript has 4 exons. The record is from RefSeq and is a predicted model, not a curated record. The coding region runs from base 735 to 1046 and encodes 103 amino acids.
UCGCGUCGCAUGCUGAUCCAAGUGAUCCAAGUGCUCUUGGAGCAUGCGACGCGAACAAACCUUGUGAGUCUGUGCCGCAGCUCACGGAAGUCACGGAACAUGUAUUCCGCAGCUUACGUCAUAGACAUAAUAAAUAUGUAGAUGCACGAGGUGUGCACGUUCCCUGCCCUUACCGUUUCUAUCAAAUUUGUCUUUGUCUUGCGUAUGUACUACGCUACCAUACGCGAGACAAAGACAGAUUUGAAAUAUGGGCUGUGUUCCGUUUUUACUGGCAGUACUGAAAAUUUAUAGUUCACGUCACAUAUACUAUACAUUUUCAGUACUGGCAGUUAAUAUCGGAACAUAGCCAUGAGAAACGUCUAUGAAUUUGGAUCUUAAAGCCUCGUGUCUACGUUGCUGAAAUCGGUUCGAAAUCUCGGCCAGAGAGAAUUGACCAAUCGCAUUUGAACAAUUUGGCCAACUGAUUAGUGCAAUUGGUCAAUUCUUUCUUUGUUCGAGAUCUCGGCGAUCUCGGACAUUUUUUUAAACUACAUUUCAAAACAUCCUCUAUGAGGAAAAUUUUAUAAUAUAUGUUACAUGUUAGAAAUACAAAAAUAAUUUAUAUGUAAAAAAACAAACUCUCUAAAAUUUAAGUAUUACUAAUACAUCAUACACGUGAAGAACAGAGGUUUCUUAGCGACCGAUAAAACAAUAAAAAGGUCAAUAAAAUUAUUUCUUUUAUUUGUAUCAGAAGCAUGAUGCUGAACGGAGUCGUCAUUACAUCAAGAAUUUCGAGAAUAUUCAUGAAGAAUAUGCGAAAGAUACAACGCUCAUACAAUACUUCGCUGUUACGAAAAUCGUUUAGCACAAAUCAAUCGUUUCAAGAGUGCAACAAGACGUUUGAAAAUUUUAAAUUGAAGCAGGCAAAAAUGCAGUGCGACGACGGGCUUCCAGUUUAUUUAAAAGGUGGUACACGUGAUAAGAUAUUGUUUAACUUUACGCUAGCCCUACUCUUCUUUAACAUGACACAAUCAAUCUACACAAUUAGGCAGUUCUUAAAAGGUUAAAUUUUGCACAGUAGUUUUAUUUUUUAAUUGUGUGUUAAAAUUUAAUUAGGAAUCAACUUGUAAAUCGAUGGAACAAUAAAAUAUGUAAACCAGAA